Messenger RNA from Lingula anatina, 4017 nucleotides. RefSeq lists its product as uncharacterized. Lineage: Eukaryota; Metazoa; Brachiopoda; Lingulata; Lingulida; Lingulidae. Gene Ontology annotation, cellular component: nucleus. Gene Ontology annotation, molecular function: DNA binding; nucleosome binding. The record is from RefSeq and is a predicted model, not a curated record.
CGUUCACUUCCGUAAGAGUCGAUUAUGGCGGAUAGAAGGGGAGAUCACCUGUAUUCUGUUGACCAUGACCAAAAACGACCGAUGGUUAUUCAGCAUGUCCAGAGAAACAGACCCACACCACCACCACCACCACCUGUAGGCUCUCAGAGAGGGUCCAGCCCAUACCCUCCAAUAACUAUACAAACACCAGAAGGUGCAGUGGGAAUCCCAAUGCAAGGAUCUCCUAUUAUUCCAUGGCAGUUACAGGGAUUACAAGGAGCUGGGUUAAGUCCAGAGAACAUAGCCUUAGCCAUUCUUGAACAAACUGGUGGACCUCCCAUGUUUCCCAUGCAUGGUUCACCAUUGUCCAAUUGGGCUGGGGUUUCACUAGAUUUCUUAGAAGGAAGACUUGGUCCUUUGCAUUCAGGCCAGAGAGUGUCUCCACGCCCAAGGAGCAGAGAACCAGUGCAAAGCCAGACUCCACCUAGAGCAUCCAGUAGGGGCACACCACCUGGCCAAGGACGCAGAAGUUCCUCUCCACUCCCAGCCCAUAGUAACAGAAGCACCCCCACCAGUUAUAGCAACCACGGCACACCCCCUGCCCACAGUAAUAGGGUCACGCCUCCCAUGUCUGGUCCUUUGCCAUUCACAACCAAUCCUGGCUUGAUGCCAUCUCAAGGUUCGUUCCCUGUGGGGAUGAAUCAAGGUCUUGCACCAGGUGCUCCCCCUGGGUUGCCACCGUCGGCAUUGCUAAGCCAGUACCUGCAGGGUUAUCCCAACCAGCCCCCUUUGACCCACCCAGAUGUCAGGAGGCUACAGGAGUUUUCUGGAGUACCACCCCCAGGGUUGCCAAGACCCCCUAGGGCACCGUCACCAGCGGGUAUGGGUCAUCGGCCACCACCACCACUGCACCUGGCCCCACACUUGCUGCAAAUCCCAAAGACUGAGCUGCCACUGAUGGCACCUCAGCCCUCACAUCUGACAAAUGUGGCACAGCAGAUGCUCCCUGAGGAUCUCUCCAGACAUGAGGAAUUUGUGAAAAAAGAAAUCAAAGAAGAGGAAGAAGAAGAACUUGUAGAUAUGCCCAACCCCUUCAACAUGAGACUGAUGAACUUGAACAACUUUCCGGUGAAAGAAAACACUUAUCGUGCAUCUUAUAGGUCACAGACUGUUGCUGUGCAUAGGGCAAAGGCUGGUUCCAUCACCAGUGCAGCAAAGUCUUUGGAUAUCUUAAGACAGACACUACAGAGAAGCAUCAACAAGGAGCUGGAUGCAGUUAUACAAAAGUACAUUGAAACAUUUUUUGGUUCAGCUGUUGAAAAUAUAAAAUUGAAUAAUGGUGAGAAUUCUGUCUCUGAUGACCAUAUCCAAGCAGUUUGCAGGCAGAUGUUGGAAGAGGCCAAAAAGAUGUACAUUCGUGAAUCAAGGAGUCCCACACCAGUGAGAGAUGGCUACGUGUCAGACAACCCAUCUGAAGUGGGGAGUUUGACAGGGUCACAUGCUGGGAGAAGAAGGAAAAGAAGAGGCUCAGAUACAGACUCAGAAGCUAGUGUGCCAACAAAGAGAAUUAAUGUGUUCAAGAAAAAAGGAAGGCCCCCACUUUCAUCAGGAAGAUCAACUCCAUCAAAAACAUCAAAAGCAGAUAGUGUGAAGAGGGAAGGUCACAAGUGGGAUGCUGACCGUUUAAAAGAAGAUACAUUGUUUAUCAUGGGGUCGAAAGCUAAUAAGGCAUUAGGUCUUGGAGCUACUCGAGGACGACUGUACAUCAAACAUCCUGAUAUAUUCAAGUAUUCUGGAGACCAAGAUGAUAAAGUAUGGCUUUAUGAAAACCAUAGAAUGCCAGCCACUGGAGGAAAAGCUUAUCUUUUACUGGUGGAAGAUAUGCAAGAACUUAUUGAGAGCUCAGAGUACAGAGAUAACAGCGGGCUGAUGCCAGAGCUGAUCAAAGGUUUCACGGUACCAGACUGGAUGAUAGAGAAGAUGAAGAUCCAGAUGAUGGCCAUGAGGACAGAUAAAGGGAAGAAGGACAGGAGCAGGUCAGCCACGCCCAUGGAGACCAAGACCAGCAACCAGGUCAUGGAGGAGAAUGCAGUGGAUGCAGAUGUGGAAUCUGAUAAACAUUUACCAUUUACAAAUGAAGAAAGCUCACAGGUCACAUUGGGAGCCUGCAAGAGGGAACAGCAGCCAUCUCCGGCAAAUACAGAAGAGAUGGAACUGCUGUCUUCACAUGGAGAGGAGGACAACCCAUCGCCAUUUGGUAUCACAGGCGGAUUUGGAGGGGUUAGCCCUGCCCCAGGGGGGUCUCCCUCAACUUCAGACUUACUGGAUGAUNUCGCUGUGCAUAGGGCAAAGGCUGGUUCCAUCACCAGUGCAGCAAAGUCUUUGGAUAUCUUAAGACAGACACUACAGAGAAGCAUCAACAAGGAGCUGGAUGCAGUUAUACAAAAGUACAUUGAAACAUUUUUUGGUUCAGCUGUUGAAAAUAUAAAAUUGAAUAAUGGUGAGAAUUCUGUCUCUGAUGACCAUAUCCAAGCAGUUUGCAGGCAGAUGUUGGAAGAGGCCAAAAAGAUGUACAUUCGUGAAUCAAGGAGUCCCACACCAGUGAGAGAUGGCUACGUGUCAGACAACCCAUCUGAAGUGGGGAGUUUGACAGGGUCACAUGCUGGGAGAAGAAGGAAAAGAAGAGGCUCAGAUACAGACUCAGAAGCUAGUGUGCCAACAAAGAGAAUUAAUGUGUUCAAGAAAAAGGGAAGGCCCCCACUUUCAUCAGGAAGAUCAACUCCAUCAAAAACAUCAAAAGCAGAUAGUGUGAAGAGGGAAGGCCACAAGUGGGAUGCUGACCGUUUAAAAGAAGAGACAUUGUUUAUCAUGGGGUCGAAAGCUAAUAAGGCAUUAGGUCUUGGAGCUACUCGAGGACGACUGUACAUCAAACAUCCUGAUAUAUUCAAGUAUUCUGGAGACCAAGAUGAUAAAGUGUGGCUUUAUGAAAACCAUAGAAUGCCAGCCACUGGAGGAAAAGCUUAUCUUUUACUGGUGGAAGAUAUGCAGGAACUUAUUGAGAGCUCAGAGUACAGAGAUAACAGCGGGCUGAUGCCAGAGCUGAUCAAAGGUUUCACAGUACCAGACUGGAUGAUAGAGAAGAUGAAGAUCCAGAUGAUGGCCAUGAGGACAGAUAAAGGGAAGAAGGACAGGAGCAGGUCAGCCACACCCAUGGAGACCAAGACCAGCAACCAGGUCAUGGAGGAGAAUGCAGUGGAUGCAGAUGUGGAAUCUGAUAAACAUUUACCAUUUACAAAUGAAGAAAGCUCACAGGUCACAUUGGGAGCCUGCAAGAGGGAACAGCAGCCAUCUCCGGCAAAUACAGAAGAGAUGGAACUGCUGUCUUCACAUGGAGAGGAGGACAACCCAUCGCCAUUUGGUAUCACAGGCGGAUUUGGAGGGGUUAGCCCUGCCCCAGGGGGGUCUCCCUCAACUUCAGACUUACUGGAUGAUGCUGCCCCAUUAACUGGACCUUUUGAAUUACAAUAUGGUGGACAUUAGAAUAAUUUGGUGAUGUUGUUUUCAGCUUGUCUAACAAGAGUAGGUGCUAAAUCAAGAGGAAGAAGUUUUAGGAGUUUUAGUGACACCUGAACUGGAACAUCUGUGAUGGGAUUAUUGAAGAUCUGUGUUGAUUUAAAUAGACAAAUAGACUUGACAGGUCUUCAUGAAUGUUCUUUGUUACUUGCUGGUCAAGGAUUUAUAAAGAUUUGAAUGUUAAUGCUGGAUAAGCAGCUGCUUCGCACAAGAAAAGAAACUGUUUGAUAGUAAUAAUUUGGAUUAUAACAGUGGUUUUAUAUGAAAAUGAAUUUUAGACUACUGUUGUUAAGAUUGCUGUUUGAUAUUUUUAUAGAAGUAUUGUGCCGUGAAUAUUGUAUGGAAGGGUUUAAAAUUUCAUUAAUAAUAUAUAUUUUAAAUAUAUUGUGUAAAGAUAUUAAAAGUUGUUUGUAGACCAUGUACACAUAUUGCUUUGUAUUCAAAGUAUAUUCUUUAAAAUUUUUA